AAAACUCAGGCCGAUAUCUUCAGUGACCUUGAGUAACCUUGUGUUUCUUUCGAGAAUACAGCUCGAGAGAUAACGGUUUGUUUGCGUCGGCCAUGAAUAAGCCUCUUCUUGGGAAUUUGUCUUUCACGAAAGGAGUCCGCCGCUUUCUGUAUGCAGUGACACCUAAAGAAGCCUCGUUUGCUAAACUUGAUGACGUACCGGACUAUCUGAACGAAGCUGUUCCUUUCUUCUUUGGAGCUAUAGCUUUAGAGUACAUAUUAGCUUUUCUGACCAGACUUCCACCAGCAAGGUUGAAUGAUGCAUUCAGUUCCAUUGCUGCAGGAACUUUGUCGCAGUUGUCCAAGAUAAUUAUACUGAGUGCUGAGCUUGCCCUUUAUGUAUUUAUUUAUGACAAUUUUAAUCUGAUUACAUUACCAUGGGAUUAUCCUGGAACAUGGUACUUUUGUUUUAUUGGAGUGGAUUUUAUCUACUACUGGUUUCACAGAGCUGCUCAUGAGAUCAACAUUAUGUGGGCAGCCCAUCAGGUGCAUCACAGUUCUGAGGAUUACAAUUUUACAACAGCUUUAAGGCAAUCUGUUGUGCAAAAUUACACCUCUGCGAUUUUUUACAUGCCUUUGGCCUUGGUGGUGCCUCCUUCGAUUUUCUUUGUGCAUAGUCAGUUCAAUAUGCUUUACCAAUUCUGGAUACACACAGAGAUAGUGCGCUCUCUUGGACCUCUUGAGUACAUUCUUAACACACCCAGUCAUCAUCGUGUACAUCAUGGGAGAAAUCCAUACUGUAUUGAUAAAAACUAUGGUGGAACAUUGAUUAUUUGGGACCGAAUAUUUGGAACAUUUCAAGCUGAAACAGAUGAAGAAAUAGCCUAUGGUCUGGUUCAUCCACUGGCCAGCUGGGAUCCCAUUUGGACUCAGCUUUGCCAUUUCUGUCAUAUUUGGAAAACAUUUUGGGAAACACCAGGACUUAAAGAUAAGCUGGCUGUACUGUUCAAAGGACCUGGAUGGACUCCAGGAAAGCCUCGUUUGGGUGAUCCUGCAGAUCUACCAGAGAUCGAAUAUCCUAUUCAGAGGUAUGACAGUUCAUUGUCAUACUGGGGAAACGUUUAUGUGCUUGUGCAUUUUGCUGUUACCAUUGUGGCAUAUCAAUUGCUAAUUGCAAGAAGGAUGUUGAUGAGCCAACUUCAUGUGCUAGGAGUUAUCUCAUAUUUCCUUUUCACAAUUUCAAGUGUUGGAGCUCUGUUUGAUAACAAGUGGUAUGCCCCUUACAUGGAGUUAUUCCGUUGUCUGUUGUUCCUCAUUGUUGACCUUGUGCUGUCUUCUCAAAACUUGGACACUGGAGUUCUUCCUACUGCUUACAUUGGUGUUAUUCGUGGAAUUUUCAUUGCGUCUGCGUUUCUCUGGAUAAUUGGUUCGUUGGUGAGCAAGAGCAAGUUAAAGAUCCAGUGAACCUAGAUAGCAUUCGCUCACGGGCUAAUUGUCGUGAUUACGAUUUCCAGCCAAUAGGAGGUUAUAAUAUCACCUGUUUGCUCAACAUCCUUAGAUCGUCAUGUCGGCAUAACAGGCUCCCAGAAAGUAGAUGACAGUGAACCCGAUUACACUCAUUAUUUAGGUUUUAUAUCUCACUCGGAGGUAUAAAAGAACUAACAUUAGAGACAUAUUUAUGUUUUACUACCGAAUUCGUAAUAGCAAAUGAUUUUCCACAUUCUCUACAAUACAUUACUUAACAUUUUAGCUCUGAGAAUGAGGUUUUAUUUAUCAAGCGAGAUUCCUUUGGUGAUUUUUUAAAUUUGUGUCAAUUCAAGUACAUCACGUCGGUUUUAUUGUUUUAUCUUCUCAUUACCUUCCUUCGUCAAAAUGUAUCGAUGUUGUAAGGAGAAAUUCAGUUUUGGCUGCUUUUGAGAUUGAAAAGGUUUACAGAUUUUACGAGAAAGCGUGACCAGUACUGGUACCG
Messenger RNA from Pocillopora verrucosa, 1947 nucleotides. Its product is annotated as alkylglycerol monooxygenase-like. Gene Ontology annotation, biological process: lipid biosynthetic process. The record is from RefSeq and is a predicted model, not a curated record. Gene Ontology annotation, cellular component: endoplasmic reticulum. Lineage: Eukaryota; Metazoa; Cnidaria; Anthozoa; Scleractinia; Pocilloporidae. Gene Ontology annotation, molecular function: glyceryl-ether monooxygenase activity; iron ion binding.